UCCAUUGUCUUUUAUUUCAAUUCUUGAAUCUUAAUUGAAUAUAUAUCAUUAUAUUGUCGAAGAUAUAUGGCUUGUAUUGAUCAAGAUGGGGGGCAGCAAUCGGCGAGCUUUAAGCAUUAUUGCAGGGUUUGUAAGAAGGGGUUUAUGUGCGGGAGAGCUUUGGGAGGGCAUAUGAGAGCGCAUGGGAUCGGAGAUGACAGUGCCAACAUGGAGGAUGAUGAUCAGGCUAGUGAUUGGGAGGAGAAGAUGAAUGAUGGGGGGCCGGGCUUUAAGAGGAUGUAUCAAUUGAGAGCCAAUCCCAAUCGGUUGAAGAGUGUUAGGGUUUGUGAGAAUUGCGGGAAGGAGUUUUUUUCCUGGAAAUCGUUUCUGGAGCACGGAAAGUGCAGCUCCGACGACGCCGAGUCGCUGGUGUCGUCGCCGGGUUCCGACGACGGGGACGAGGAUUUUGGACGGAAAGGGCCGGGGUGGUCUAAGCGGAAAAGGUCUUUCCGGGCUAAAGUUGGCAACUUUGCCGGUUCCAGCUGCAGCGAAGACGAAGAUAUCCUACUCGCGAAAUGCCUCAUUGAUUUGGCGAACGCUAGGGUGGAGGCGGCGGAGCAGGAAGUUGAGUCCAGCGCCGCCGCCGCCGCCGCCGCGGCGGUGUUUCUGGCUCCACUCGCCGCCGCUAGCCGGCCGCGCGUGGACAAUAAGGCGAAAGGGACUAUGGCUUCUUCUUCUUCUUCUUCUAAAGGGCUGUUUGAAUGCAAGGCCUGCAAGAAAGUUUUCACUUCACAUCAAGCUCUGGGCGGCCAUAGAGCCAGCCACAAGAAAGUUAAAGGAUGCUACGCCGCCAAACAAGACCAAAUAGAUAACGUCGACACUUUACUAGGCGACGAUAAUGAUCUAACAACAACCCACGACGAUUAUUUCUUCCCACCACCUUCCAAAACAUCCUCGAAAUCCAAGGAUCACGAAUGUUCCAUAUGCCACCGUGUUUUCUCCACCGGACAGGCUUUAGGAGGUCACAAAAGGUGCCAUUGGAUCACGUCAUCUGCAAAUUCCAAUUCCCCAGAAACCUCCGCCCCCCCUAAAUUCCACUUCCAAGAACAGAAAUCCUCCCUGCAGGCGGCGGCCGCCCUCGACCUCAAUCUCCCCGCCGGCGACGACAUGAACGGCGGAAUAAGACGGGACCCCCGGAACCCGUUUAGCUUCGAGGUAUCUACCGACAUUCAUCUCCGUCCCUUCACUAUGGACACCUCCAGAGACUACCGGAACCAUCCUCCCAAUAACGACGACAACAACGACUACUACAACAACGACAACAACAUUAUUAUUGACGAUGAACACCAGAAAAUCGCCGCCGUUUCUGCCCAUGGCGGCUCUAAAAACCUAGAUGAUGAUGAUGAUGAAGAAGAAGAAGAAGCAGCGGAUAGUAAUAAUAAAGUGGAAUUAGCAAAGCUCAGUGGGCUGAAAGAAAUGAAUAGCAUUAAUAAGCAGGGCAAUGCUUCGCCAUGGUUGCAGGUUGGAAUUGGAUCAACUUCUCAACUCCAAUAG
Ipomoea nil (Japanese morning glory) is the source of this 1533-nucleotide messenger RNA. Its product is annotated as zinc finger protein ZAT4-like. The transcript is spliced from 2 exons. Lineage: Eukaryota; Viridiplantae; Streptophyta; Magnoliopsida; Solanales; Convolvulaceae. The record is from RefSeq and is a predicted model, not a curated record. Bases 67 to 1533 code for a protein of 488 amino acids.